Molecule: messenger RNA, 2424 nt
Organism: Rotaria sordida
Lineage: Eukaryota; Metazoa; Rotifera; Eurotatoria; Philodinida; Philodinidae
Source: the annotation of a GenBank genome assembly
AUGUCACAAAAAUAUGUACAAACUCUAUGGACUAAUACUCAAAUUCAAUUAUCACGUUUGCUUACAUCAGAAACAUUUGGUCCAAAAGGUUUCGAUAGUAAACGUAAAGCUAAUGAUUAUGUACGUCGAUUGUUUAUUAAAUAUAAUGAUAUUAUGAAAAAACUCGAUGAAAUCUAUCAAACAUUAAUUCAUCCACAAAAACGUUUAAUUAUACGUAUUUUACUUGAUGGUAUUGUUGGACGAUUAAUUGAAUUAAAACAAGAAAUGAUUAAAUUUGAUUGUUGUGAAUAUACAUAUUUUGAAGAUUUAGCACUUGAUCAAAAUAAAACAUUAGAUGAUUUAUGUAUUGAAAUUCCUCGUUAUUUUACUGAAGAUCGUUUUAAAUCAAUAGAACAACGAAAUCAUACUAUAAGAAUGAUUCUUGAUCGUUUAGAACAAUCAAAAAAUGAUCUUUCUAUAAAAUCUUCAUUUGAUUCUUUAUUAACAUUAAAAAAUUAUCAAACUAAUAUAAUUCCAUUGGCUACUGUUAUACAUGUUCUUCAGGCACAUGAACGUGCUCGACAAGGUCGUAUACAUGCAUAUUUUAUGCGUCAAAUGAAAAAUGAAUUAAAAAUUAAAGAAAUGAAGUCAAUUAAUGAUAAUAAUCUUGAAGAUAGUUGUCUUAUCAUUCAAACAAUAUGGAGACAAAAAUAUGCUGAAAAAUUAUUCGAUAGAAAAAAGAUUGAAAAUGAAAAAUUAUUAGGCAUGAUCUUACCUCGAAGAAAACUAUCGAUUAAUAAUAGUAUCGAUAGCAGAGAUAAGAAGAGACGUGAUUUACAAUUGCAACAUCAUCAAGAAUUCGAUGAAGCAUCGAAUUAUAUCAAACAAAAAAUUCGUCAAUAUGAAGAAACUGAAGUUAAAUCACGCAUUGAACAUAUUCUUAUUCAAUGGUUAUUAGAAUCACGACAACUCUACGGUCAAUUUCCUAUUUAUCCAUCAGAUGAACUCAAUGGUUCAACAACACUUUUUAAAGAAAUGACAGUAGCUGAAGUUCAAGAAUUUAUCGAUAAGCAAGCUCAAGCAUUAAAAAAGAAAAAAUCUAAGCGAAAAGAAGUAAAAAAACAAGUAAAAAACUUAAAAAAGAAGUCAACAAAACAAAAAUCGACUAUGAAUGAAUUAGAAUCAUCAAAAUUUAUUCCUAUUAUCAAUAAUCAAAUGAAUAUCUAUAAAGAAUUAUUCUAUGAACGAGAUGAAUCAUAUAAUAAAGAACAACAUUAUGAUACAUUAUUAGCUAUAGAUCAUUUUCGACCUGAAGUUGAAAAUGAAAUACGACAUGAUGUUGAUAAUAUUCUUCGUAAUGAAUUAAUUUAUCUGAAAUUAGCAAUUGAUAAUACUGAAGAUAAACAAACAAAAAAAUCGAAAAAGAAAAAGAAGAGAAAAAAACGAAACAAAAAAGUUAAAGAUAUUAUUGCUAAUAGAACAAAUGAUUCAAUCUUUGAAGAACUUGUUGAAACCGGAAUUAUUUUACCUACAAAAUUAGUUCAUCAACAAGAUUUUAUUGGCGAUUAUCAAUAUUUAACUGAAACAAUGCGUUAUAAUGAAAAAGAACCAAUGCCAUCUUUACUCGAUUGUCAACAACUUACAGGUUCACAAAAUGUUCAUCUCAAUAUACCACUACGAAAAGCCGUACUUCUUGCUGGACCACGUGGUAGUGGUAAAGAAUUACUUGUGCAUAUUGCAUGUAAUGAAUUGGGUGGUCUUCUAUUAGAUCUAUCACUAGCAAAUAUUGCCAAAUCAUUUAAUACCGCUGGUGGGCUCAAAGUGCUUUUUGCAAUGAUUAAACGACUUGUAUUAGUGAUGCCUCCAGUUCUUUGUAUGAUACGUGAUAUAGAAUUACUUUUCUCGAAAAAACUAACACCACAAGAAAAAAUAUUUGAACCAAAUCGAUUCAAACGUACCAUACGUAAAUUUAUUAAAACAAUUAAACCCGGUCAACGAAUCAUGUUUAUUGGUAUAUCAUCUCAACCAUAUCGUGCUCGAAUAAAACCAUUAUUACAAAUCUAUGAACAUAUUAUUUUAUUUCCACGACCAAAUUAUGGAUCAAGACGCAAAACUUUUUAUGAAAUUUUAAUUGAAAAAUAUAAUAUGAAUAUUAAUGAUGUUGAAUUAAGUAUUCUAGCAUCAAUAUCAAAUGGUUAUACAGUUGGACAAAUUGUUGAAACAAUUAAUCAAGUGAUUAAUAUUAAACAUGAAAAUAAAUAUUCAAAUAAAAUUUGUACAGCAAAUGAUUUUAUUUCUAUACUCGGUACAAAAAUUCCUGUUUUUAUUGAUGAAGAAAAUAAAAUAAAAAAUUGGUAUGCUCAAACAACUAAUAGUAUCAAACGUUUAAAUGAAAAAGCUCAAAUGUCAAUAACAUCAAAUAAAACUUCGUUAAAAAAAACAUAG